Molecule: messenger RNA, 2038 nt
Organism: Fonticula alba
Lineage: Eukaryota; Rotosphaerida; Fonticulaceae
Exons: 5
Coding region: 96-1847 (583 amino acids)
Biological process (GO): protein folding
Cellular component (GO): nucleus; cytosol
Molecular function (GO): ATP binding; ATP-dependent protein folding chaperone
Source: RefSeq, a predicted model, not a curated record
CGACACACAGACAAACGGCGAACACCUCUCCCCUCCUGGUGCCUUCUCUGUUCUCUCCCCUCCCUCCCUCCCCCUUCCCCUCUCCCCCUGCCACCAUGCCCCCCAAGCGUAAGAACGUCGGUAAGUCCAAGAAGGCCUCCGGUGCGGCGGCUGCCGCCCCGGUCGCUGCCCCGGUCGUCGCCCCGGAGCCUGUUGUCCCGGAGGUCCCGGCCACCCCGGUCAUCUCCACCACCCCGGUUGGCCUGGCCCUGGGUAACGACUUCGUCACCAUUGCCCUGCACCGGAACAACGGCGCCGAGGUCAUCGUCAACGAGGACGGCGAGCGCGCCACCCCCGCCUGGGUGGCCUACACCACGCGCUAUGUCGAGGAGACCGAGGAGGACACCCCGGCCGACGAGGAGCCCGCCAAGCCCGAGACCGAGGUCAUCCUCGGCACCACGGCCCAGCGCCAGUUCCUGCGCAACAUGCAGCACACCAUCCCGGAGGUCAUGCGCCUCCUGGCCUUCAUGGACGACCCGGAGGGCGCUCAGAAGGCCAAGUCCCUGCAGAAGUGGCCCUUCUCCAUCACCGAGCGCGCCCCGACCGCUGAUGACCCGUCGCGCAUCGCCGUCGAGCUGAACCUGGAGCACCUCGAGGAGACCCAGCUGGUCACCCCGACCGAGUUGCUGGCCGCCCUGAUCGGCGGUCUCAAGGGCACUGCCGAGGGCAUCCUGAGCUCCAUCGUUCGCGAGGCGGUCCUGUCUGUCCCCACCAACCUGACCGAGGUCCAGCUGGCCGCCAUUCGCUCGGCCGCCGACAAGUGUGGCCUCAAGCUCAGCGCCCUGAUUAGCGAGCCCGCCGCCGCGGCUCUGGCCCUCCUGGACGAGGAGCCCCUGGUGUCCGCCGAGCCGGAGAACAUCCUGGUCUUCGACUUCGGCGGCUCGUCCGUCAGCACCACUGUCCUGCGCCGCUAUGUUGGCGAGACCUUCGAGAUUGUCGCUUCCAAGGUCGACACCGCCACCGGCGCCCGCGCUCUGGACGACCUCCUGGCCAACCACCUCCUGCGCGACAUCUCCCGCAAGCUGGCCGACAUCAGCGACAACCGCCGCGCCAUGAUCAAGCUGCGCAUGGAGUGCGAGCGCAUCAAGCGCACCCUCUCCCAGUCGACCACCGCCCCGGUCUUCGUGGAGUCUCUCCAUGACGGCAUGGACUUCGCCGGCUCCAACAUGUCCCGCUCUCACUUCGAGGUCCUGAUCACCCCCAUGAUCCAGUCCCUCCUCAACUCGGUGGACAGCUUCCUCACCGUGAGCAACAUCCCCCUGAAGUCCAUCCAGCGUGUGAUCCUCACCGGUGGUGGCUCGGCCAUCCCCCUGGUCCAGCGCAAGUUCUCCGAGCUCUUCGGCGAGGGCGUCCCCGUCAUUCGCGAGCAGAACAACCCCCAGGAGACCGUGGCCCGUGGUGCUGCCCUCCAUGCCUUCCACCUGUUUGACCAGCUGAAGCCGGCCGCCGACGAGCCGCUCCCCGAGCUGCCCACCGUCUGCGCUGACAACGAGCUGCGCGCCCUGACCAAGGCUGUCGGCCUGGCUGGCGCCGAUGGCAAGUUCGUCCCGCUCCUGCCGGCCGGCACUGCCGUCCCUGUGGCCAUCUCUGUCACCUGCGAGGUGGCCGGCGACGACAAGGCCAGCAUCCUGUCGAUUGUUGCCGGCGACUCCGAGACCGCCGCCGAGAACACCUCCGCUCUCGACAUCAUGAUCCCCGCCUCGGCUGGCCCGGAGGUCAACCUUCUCCUGUCGGUUGACCGCGCCGGCUCGGUCAGCGCCCGCAUCACCUCCAACGAUGGCUCGGAAGUGGUCAGCGUGUCCGCCUAAAGAGAGAGAGUCGAGCAGAGCGGGGGCUGAGAGCGCUCCAGCAGCCAGGUGAGGAAGGAGGGCGGGCUGCGCCCCCUCCUCUCUGUCCCCCGGCGAGCAUGUGCCUCUUCCUCCCCUUCGCCGCCGCCCCCUUCCUCCUCAGUGCGCACAGAUAUGCUUUCACAUUUGUAAUAUAUUUCGUUGUCCAGACA